Molecule: messenger RNA, 4613 nt
Organism: Sorex fumeus (smoky shrew)
Lineage: Eukaryota; Metazoa; Chordata; Mammalia; Eulipotyphla; Soricidae
Gene: TEX2
Product: testis expressed 2
Exons: 12
Coding region: 149-3508 (1119 amino acids)
Cellular component (GO): endoplasmic reticulum
Molecular function (GO): lipid binding
Source: RefSeq, a predicted model, not a curated record
GGCGGGGCCGGGCGGCGGGUGCCGGGGGCGGGCGGCUGGACGGCGGCUGGAGCCCGAGUCGCCGCCGGAGUCGCAGCCGGAGCCGCGGCGGGCGCGGACGAUGAGGCCAGCCGCGGACUCGGGAUCCUGAGCCCUCGUGAAGCCAGCAAUGACAAGUCUGGAUGGGCGCCAUGCCGAGAAAACCAGUGACAUGCCCAAACCGUCGGCCCCCCGAGUGCACGUGCAGAGGUCCGUGUCCCGCGACACCAUCGCCAUCCACUUCUCGGCGGCCGGCGAGGAGGAGGAGGAAGAGGAGGAGGAGUUCAGGGAGCAUUUUGGCGAGGGGCUGGAUGACCAAAGCAUUGUGACGGGCCUCGAAGCCAAGGAAGACCUUUACUUUGAGCCCCAGGGUGGCCAUGCCCCGCCCCGCCUGGCCGAUGGGGCGGCCCCCGCCACUCUGCCCGUCUCCGAGAACACUGUCAAGCUGCUGGAGACCCCUGCUCCGGCAGCCCAAGUAUUAAGUCCAGUGCCAGCAGGUCUGUCACCCGCGUCGUCUUCAUCGGGGCCCUUAGCUAGUUCCCCCAGUGUGUCUUCCCUUUCCGAGCAGAAAACCAGCUCCUCCUCGCCACUGUCCUCCCCAUCCAAGUCGCCUGUGCUCUCGUCCAGUGCCUCGUCCUCCGCCUUGUCCAGUGCGAAGCCCUUCAUGAGCCUUGUGAAGUCCCUGUCGACCGAGGUGGAGCCAAAGGAGUCCCCGCAGCCCUCCCGGCACCGGCACCUGAUGAAGACACUCGUCAAGUCCCUGUCCACCGACACCUCCAGGCAGGAGACGGACACCGUGUCCUACAAGCCCCCCGACUCCAAGCUGAACCUGCACCUCUUCAAGCAGCUCACGCAGCCGCGGAGCACCGGGGGGGACUCCAAAACCGCCCCGUCCUCCCCGCUGACUUCCCCCUCCGACUCGCGCUCCUUUUUCAAAGUGCCCGAAAUGGAGGCGAAGAUUGAAGACACGAAGCGCCGGCUCUCCGAGGUCAUCUAUGAGCCUUUCCAGCUCCUGAGUAAAAUCAUCGGGGAGGAAAGCGGCAGCCAUAGGCCCAAAGCCUUAUCUUCAAGUGCUUCCGAGCUCUCCAGCCUGUCCGGCCUGAACGGCCAUUUGGAAAGCAAUCACAGCUACAGCAUCAAGGAAGAGGAAUGUGACUCGGAGGGGGACGGCUCUGGGAGUGACCCCAGCAGCCCCCGCAACGACCCCCCAAAGUGCACUGAAGAGCCCCCCAGGGAGGCGGAAGUGAAGAGCUGCCAGGGGAGCAGCCUGAAGGACCUGGGCCUGAAAACCGGGUCUCUGGUCCUUGAGAAGUGCUCUCUGUCCGCCUUAGUGAGCAAGGAAGACGAAGAGUUUUGCGAGCUCUACAGCGAGGACUUUGAUUUGGAAGCAGAGGAGGGGAAAAAAGCCGACAAGCUCCCCGACCUCCCCCUCAAGCCCGAGGUGCUGGCGGAUGACGGGGCGGCCCUCGACAGCGACGAGGAGAGGGACUUGGUCCUGCAGCGCCCAGAGCUACCGGUCAAGACCCUGGGCUUCUUGAUAAUGUGUGUCUACGCGUACCUCAUCCUCCCCCUCCCUGUGUAUGUCAGCGGACUCUUUCUGGGAAUCGGGCUUGGAUUCAUGACUGCGGUUUGCCUGAUUUGGUUUUUUACACCACCAAGUGCUCACAAAUCUCACACAUUACAUAAAACUCAGCAACACUGGAACUCAAGAUCUCUGGAUAUCAAAGAACCGGAAAUGCUAAAGGGUUGGAUGAAUGAGAUUCACAACUACGAUCCAGAAACCUACCACGCGACUUUGACACAUUCGGUCUUUGUUCGGCUGGAGGGCAGCACUUUAAGACUUUCAAAGCCCAAUAAAAAUAUAUCCAGGAGGGCAAGCUAUAACGAGACAAAGCCAGAGGUCACCUACAUCAGCCAGAAAAUCUACGACCUCUCAGACAGUAAGAUCUAUCUUGUGCCUAAAAGUUUAGCUCGGAAAAGAAUCUGGAAUAAGAAGUACCCCAUUUGUAUCGAGCUCGGUCGACAAGAUGACUUUAUGGCUAAGGCCCAGACUGACAAGGAGUCUUCUGAAGAAAAGCUACCAGCUGAGAAAGAGCUGGGUGUGGAGGACCCUAAGAAACCAGCCCACCCUCAGGAGGGAACCCGGGCCCAGCGAGAUCAGAUACUGUAUCUCUUUGGUAGAACUGGCCGAGAAAAAGAAGAGUGGUUUUCAAGAUUCAUUCUGGCAUCAAAGCUGAAGUCGGAACUCAAGAAGCCACCUGGCGUCUCUGGAAGUAAACCAGGGGUUUUGCCCUCCCACAGCCGACACAGCAGCCCCUCGGGGCACCUCACCCACAGCCGCAGCAGCAGCAAAGGCAGCGUGGAGGAGAUCAUGUCCCAGCCCAAGCAGAAGGAGCUGGUGGGCAGCGUGCGGCAAAAGAUGCUUCUGGACUACAGCGUGUACAUGGCCAGGUGCAUCCCCCAGGAGAGCCGGAGCCCCCAGCGGAGCCCCGUGCAGAGUGCGGAGAGCAGCCCCACGGCCGGGAAAAAGUUGCCAGAGGCACCCCCCUUGGAGGAGGAAGAGCAGGAAGCCUGGGUGAACGCCUUGCUCGGAAGGAUGUUUUGGGACUUCUUAGGAGAGAAGUACUGGUCUGAUCUGGUGUCUAAGAAGAUCCAAAUGAAACUCAGCAAAAUAAAGCUUCCGUACUUUAUGAACGAGCUCACACUGACAGAACUUGACAUGGGAGUAGCUGUGCCAAAAAUCCUACAGGCCUUCAAGCCCUACGUGGAUCACCGAGGACUCUGGAUCGAUUUGGAAAUGUCCUACAAUGGGUCCUUUCUGAUGACUCUCGAGACCAAAAUGAAUUUGACCAAACUAGGUAAAGAGCCUCUUGUUGAAGUCCUGAAGGUUGGAGAAAUUGGCAAAGAAGGUUGCAGGCCCAGGGCCUACUGUCUGGCCGACAGCGAUGAGGAAUCCUCGAGUGCCGGAUCCUCAGAGGAAGAUGAUGCCCCGGAGCCCAGCACUGGAGAUAAACCGCUUCUUCCCGGGGCGGAAGGGUAUAUUGGAGGUCAUCGAACAAGUAAGAUUAUGAGGUUUGUCGAUAAAAUUACUAAAUCAAAAUACUUCCAGAAAGCAACAGAGACAGAGUUCAUAAAAAAGAAGAUUGAAGAAGUCUCAAACACACCCCUGCUGCUAACCGUUGAAGUACAGGAAUGUCGGGGAACCCUUGCGGUCAACAUCCCACCUCCCCCCACCGACCGGAUCUGGUACGGUUUCCGGAAGCCACCAUACAUAGAGCUGAAAGCUCGGCCAAAACUUGGAGAGAGAGAAGUGACUUUAGUUCACGUGACAGACUGGAUAGAGAAGAAACUGGAGCAAGAGUUUCAGAAAGUCUUUGUCAUGCCAAACAUGGACGAUGUUUAUGUCCCCUUAAUGCACUCGGCCAUGGACCCUCGCUCUGCAUCCUGCCUCCUGAAAGACGCGCCUGUGGAGGCAGCUGAUGAACUCUAAGGGGCGAGGCACUGAUGGUCCCAGUAUUCCGAUAUCUAGAGUGGGUGGCGCCCUCGGCCAUCUGCGCCUUAGCACUGGCCUCUCUUUGUGCCACAGCUUCUACCCUCUGCCCGCUGGUGCCCAUCCCACUGUGAGGUGUCACCCUGCACCCCGUUCGCACUGCCUGCCAGAGCUUUGACUGCAGGGAGGAGACUGGCCUGUCUGCCAGGUUAGGUCGCCACACGAAAGCACAUGAAGAGCAAAGCCGUACACCCAGAAGCUCCUCGGACUCAGCUCCUCCAAAGCUUUUCCUGACAGCAAGUGCACAAACGGUAUUGGGUUUUGGGAUGCUACCCUCCACUCUGGUGUGGCAGAGUGGGGUAGGGCAGGGAGUGGAAUGUUCUGGAUAAGUGAAAUCCACAAAGCAACUUUCUCAUAUUCAAGUGUGCAUUUUGGAAGCAGCCAUAGAACACACGUAAACACUAACUUGGAUGGGAACAGUGGGCAAAGCCAUGAGAUCAAAUCAUUCCAACAGGCCUUUUACCAAUGAGGUACCAUCACCUGGUCGCUAUUCCCAAAUGUUUUUCUGAGACUCGAGCAUUUGUGAAAAUGUCUAACACUGCACCUGGCAAGGGAAUAGGGGUGGGGACAUAAAGCCAAGCCAGUCUCCACCUGGCAUUUCCUCCGUGCAGUCGGCUUCAUAUGAUCUGGGAUGAUGCUGUGGGCAGUUUCCAUCUCUGAUGGUCAAAAGGGAAAACUAAUCACCAAGGUUGAGUCAAGACCCAAGUUUGCUUGACUUCAAACACUACAUUUAUCUCACAAUGUGUGACCUUUUCACGUUGCCAACUUUUGUGCAUUUGUGUCAUAAUGUAGUUUACAAAUGUGGGAGCUCCAGUCAUCCGAUUUGCAUUGAAGUAAAACAAAAUUCCUUUAGAACUGCAUUCAACAUCAGAAUUACCUUGGCUCUUUUGGUAAUUUACAUCUGUGGACAGCUAAUAGUGGUUUUUUUAAACAGCACCUUGCCUGAAUGACUUUAAAGAAAUUAAUAUAUUGAAAAAAGUAUAUUUGAACCCUUCCUUGAUUCUAAUUGUACCAUUAAAACAUGACUUAAAUCAACCGACCAUUC